AUGGAUCCACAAUAACAUAAAAUAGUCGAUAUCUUAUUUGAAGAAAUAGAUUCCACUUAAACACAUGCUACAAAGGAAUACUAAAACCUUUAUAAAGGUUAAAUCACUGUUUUAAGAGCAUUACAUCAAACUGCCGGUAGAGGUUAGUUUGAUAGAAAAUGGGAAUGUUAAUCAAAAAGAAACAUCUUAACUACAAUAAUCUUCCCUUAUUUUACCAAUUUAUAGUAUUUAAAGAAUAUUACUCCAGUUAUUGGAUACACAAUAGUGAAACUCUAUAAGGAACUAUACAAUUUAGAUGCUGAAUUGAAGUGGGUCAACGACAUUGAACUUAACUCAAAAAAAUCAGGUGGAAUCUUAACAGAAUCAGAAUAAAUAGGGGAUGAAUUGGUAUUAUAUGUUGGAAUAGGUCUUAAUGUGAAUUGGUGUAUCUAAGGAGCUACAUGUCUUGAAGAAAAUACAGGUAAAGAAGUUGAUCAAGAAGAAUUAUUUUAGAAAUUAAGAGAAAGAGUAAUCAAAACCUUGUAUUAAUUGAAUGAACAUGGUUUUGAAAUGUUUAGAGAAGGAAUCAAUUAGAUUUUAUAUAGAAAAGGAUAAUUAUGUGACUUUGUAGAUUCCAAAACUUUAGAAAUAGUUUAUUCAGGAAUUGUUGAGGAAUUGAACAAGAAUGGAGACCUUAUUAUUAGAGGUCAAGAUGGAUUAUCUAGAGUGGUAGAUCCAAAUGUGAGAAUGAAAUAUGAUAUACAUAUUUCAUAUUAAAGAAAAAUAAUUAUUUUUUAAAAUUUAUAUUAAAAUGAGAAUUUUAAAAAAUUAUUUAAACUUCUACUUAUAUCAUAAUAUAUUUAAAUGGUUUACAAAUUAUUAAAAAUUAGUAUAAACAAACUAUGGGAGAUGAGUUUUAGCAACAGAUUUAGUAGUAUUGAUACAAGUUGAUAUUACAAAGAAGCUAGCUGAAAUUCAUCAUACUCAACAAACUAAUAGAGAUUUAUUAUAAAAUUUUGCUAGAUUUUGUAAUUGUGUGGGUAUGAUUACAAAUACUUAAAAAGUAUAAUAAUUUAUUUCAGGAUUGUGUUGCUUUGAUUUAUAUUACUUUUCCUUAUGAUAAUCAAGUGG
Paramecium primaurelia is the source of this 1110-nucleotide messenger RNA. Lineage: Eukaryota; Ciliophora; Oligohymenophorea; Peniculida; Parameciidae. The record is from the annotation of a GenBank genome assembly.